This is a messenger RNA of Pestalotiopsis fici W106-1, 708 nucleotides long. RefSeq names its product Adenine phosphoribosyltransferase. The transcript is spliced from 2 exons. Bases 1 to 708 code for a protein of 235 amino acids. Gene Ontology annotation, cellular component: cytoplasm. Gene Ontology annotation, molecular function: AMP binding; adenine phosphoribosyltransferase activity; adenine binding. NCBI's taxonomy places the organism in Eukaryota, Fungi, Ascomycota, Sordariomycetes, Amphisphaeriales, Sporocadaceae. Gene Ontology annotation, biological process: AMP salvage; adenine salvage. The record is from RefSeq and is a predicted model, not a curated record.
AUGAGUGCGCCCACCUCUUCCGGCAGCGCCACAGCAGACUCCGCCGCCACCAACCCUUACCAACCAGGACUUACCUCCUCAACCGUCCUCGAUGCCCCGCGACGAGAGCCCGCCGCCGCCGCCGCCGGUGCCCCCCAACUCCCCGGUCAACCGCUAACCUCGGAUCGCGAGGCUACCAAGAAGCGCGUCCUGGCUGCUCUGCGAAACUUUCCCGACUUCCCCAUUCCCGGCAUCGACUUCAUCGACAUCCUGCCCAUCUUCCAGGACCCAAAGACCUUUGACGCUCUGCUCCAGGUUCUCGAGCUGCAGAUCAGGGAGACCCUGGGCUACGUUCCCGAUGUUAUUGUCGGCCUCGAUGCCCGCGGUUUCCUCUUUGGCCCCUCUCUGGCUCUGCGAUUGAACUGCUCCUUUGUUACUGUUCGCAAGAAGGGCAAGGUUCCUGGUCCCACCGUGACUGCCGCGUACGAGAAGGAAUACGGCACAGACUACUUCCAGAUGCAGUCGGACGCUAUCAAGCCGGGACAGAAGGUCCUGGUUGUCGACGACAUCAUCGCUACUGGAGGUUCCGCUGCUGCCGCAGCUUCUCUUAUCAGCCAGCUCGGAGGAACUCUGGCUGGAUAUCUCUUCAUGAUUGAGAUCUCGCCUCUCAAGGGCCGCGAGAAGUUGGGCGACUACCCCAUCCUCACUCUUCUCGACACUGCUGCCUAA